Cydia pomonella (codling moth) is the source of this 1659-nucleotide messenger RNA. RefSeq names its product protein THEM6-like. The transcript has 3 exons. Lineage: Eukaryota; Metazoa; Arthropoda; Insecta; Lepidoptera; Tortricidae. The coding region runs from base 108 to 695 and encodes 195 amino acids. The record is from RefSeq and is a predicted model, not a curated record.
GACGACCUUGAGGCUUCACCCGUCAGCUGUUAAAAUUGCUAGUGUCAAGAUAUGCGUCGCGCGGCAAGCUUGUGUGAAUUCUAAAUCAUAUUCAUUAACCUAGCAAGAUGUAUAGCGUAAUUAUAACAAUUAUUGUUAUUUUGCUUCUGGUUUGGGAUGUGGGAUAUUAUCUCAGAGCUUAUUUAGUCGUUUUCUUUGGGAGACUGUUUCAAAGAAGAUUCAAGAUCAAUGAAACCACAGUGCUGUACGGCAUCUGUACCACCCGUGACGUGGACAUCUUCUUCACGCAUAUGAACAACGCGCGCUACCUCCGAGUACUAGACUUCUCCCGCAUCCACUUCUACGACCGCACCGGCCUCUACGAGAAGCUCGCGGCGGUCAAAGGCGCGGCCCUAAUGGGCGCUAGUACUAUUCGCUACAGGAGGCCGCUUGAUAUAUUUAGCCUUUACAAAAUAGAGACCAAGAUGUUAUGCUGGGACGAAAAGACGAUCUUCCUCGAGCACAAGUUCAUCACGUUGAAGGACAACUUCGUGCGCGCCAUAGUUCUCUCACGGACGCACAUAGUGGGCCUCGACUUGCCGACGGCUAUGGCGGACGUUCCCGAAGCACACAACAUGAAAACCUUUCCAGAGGAGGUGGUCCAGUGGCAGCAGUGCUUGGAGACUGCGAGCGCUAGGUUAAGGAAGAAGGAUUAGAGUAGGUAGGUAAUGCUAAAGACUGAUGCAUUUAUUGUCCUGAAUUGAGUUUAGGCUUGGUCACCUUUUUUGACAGGGAGUUGCGGUACGCCGGAUGGAAGUUAAUAAUUCUGCGACUGAUAACAUAUGAUCAGCUAAUCUCUUAUAGAGCGACGAUUAAAUAAAAAAAUAUCCGGCCCUGAAAAGGCGGCAUUAAUAGAAGGAAUUUAUGCUUAUUGAAUUGUAAUUGCUCGGCAGAAUACUUGAUAUUGUUUAUGUGUGAUUAAUUGAUUACUUAAUGUGUAAAAUAGUCAUUCCCUCCCCAAAUUCCCAAUAUAUCACCGUCUUACAUAUUGCGAGGAAAAGCCUUUGUCUAGCAAUUGAAGUCAAAUACAAGCUAGUAGAUCGAGGAAAGCAACUGUUGAUUUGUUUGUAUUUAUCUUUAAGCUAAGAUAAUACUGCUACUUAAGAAAAAGAAAAGCAUUAGAAAAGGAACAUUAGUUGUUACCGUGCCUACUUUGAAUAUCUACACAGGUGCAGAUUGGACAUUUGCCAAAAAAAAUCUUGUUCGAAUUUAAAAGUCGGAGGCUUUGGUCGAUGCUUUUUUUUAUUACCAAAUGUUGUAAUUAUUGUUGAACCAAUGAGAUUGGGAACUAGAAAGUCAGUGCGAUAACGAACAAAAAACGUGUUAAAUAUGUGAGUUACUGAUUCGGGACUUUAAUCGGAGAUUAGAAUACCGAAGUUGACGGGCCCACAUUUCACACGUGAUUGAUUUAUUGCUCUAUUGUCAAAUAUAUGAGUAAUCAAAAUUUAAAAAUAUUAUCUUUAUUCGAAAUUCGUUUAAGUGCAUUUCGCCAUCAACUAAAAUAAUACAUAAUUAUAUGUAUUGGAUUUGGUGAAAGAGAUUCUGGCUGAAUUGCCUGAAAUCUAUAUAGCUAAGUAUUCGUUUUGAAUACUUUUACAUCGAAAUCUGAUACAUGGAGGC